Molecule: messenger RNA, 1614 nt
Organism: Dreissena polymorpha
Lineage: Eukaryota; Metazoa; Mollusca; Bivalvia; Myida; Dreissenidae
Exons: 9
Coding region: 1-1614 (537 amino acids)
Biological process (GO): proteasome-mediated ubiquitin-dependent protein catabolic process; protein polyubiquitination
Molecular function (GO): ubiquitin protein ligase activity; protein binding
Source: RefSeq, a predicted model, not a curated record
AUGCCUGCCAAGAAAUAUCCCCAGGGUAAGGUGAAAACCGGGCCAAGCAGGGACGCCUGCACAGCUGGUGCACAAGGGCACGUAUCCAGCGACAAUGUGUCUGGUAGGAGGGCAGGCUUGAAUGAUGACAAGAAAAAACCAAUGAGAGAAGGCACAUUCACGACGGAUGCUGAGAAAGACCAGUCAGAAUUAUUUAAAGACGAGCUUCGAAAUCAGGUGAGCAACCUAGAGCGUCGUCUGCAGCAGUUGGAGGUUGAACGGGUUAGGAAUGAGAAAGAGCAAGAGAACCGUCGUCUGGAGGAGCAGCGAGUGCGAAUGCAGCUUGAGUAUGAGGAGGAGAAGAAGAAGAUUAAGGCUAGAGAGGAGGAGUUGAACAACCGAGAACGUCAUCUGCAGCAGUUGGAGAAAGAAAGGGUGAGGAAAGAGGAGCGAGAGAAACAUCGUCUAGAAGAGCAGCGAGUGAGUAUGCAGCUCGAGUAUGAAGAGGCACAGAAGAAGAUUAAGGCUAGAGAGGCAGAGGUACUAAAGCGUCAAGAAGACGAAAGGAAGAAGGAAGCAGAACAGAAGCGGCGAGAAGCAGAUGACGAGAAAUCGAGAAAGCAGCAGGAACAGAUGGAGCGGAAAAGAAGGGAGCUGGAACAGGGCCUCAAACCAUAUACUGCAUCCAGUGAGGGGGCAAGCUGGAAUUCAGCAGGCAACCUGCAUUACAGGGAGUCCACAGAGAAACAAGACUACCAUAAUGAGAAACCUGAGUGGUUAAAACUUCAGUCCACAAGGUCCGUGCAGGGGAAUCCAGACAAGGUAUUCACUGUCCAGUGGAAGUCUACCAUCAAUGUGAAAAUUCAAAGUGAUACAAGCCAGUGCCAUAUCACAGCCAUCUGUGUUCUCCCAGAUGGGCAGGUCCUGGUUGCAGACUGCAGUAAUAAGAAAGUCAAGCUGCUGGACCAGCAGUACCAGGUGUUUAGUCACUGUGGUGUGACUAACCAAGUACUGGACAUGUGUCUCAUCACACCCAGUGAGGUUGCAGUGGCUGUGUAUGAUGAUAGUAAAAAACAUGAAGUCCAGUUUAUCACAGUCACACAGAGCAAGCUAGUUUCUGGCAGGAAGUUUCGGUUACAACAUGAAUGUAGGGGUAUUGCGCACUACCAGGGUGACCUGUUUAUCUGCUCUGGUGAAGCACUGUUCAAGUACACACUGAGUGGCAAACAGGUCUGCAGACUUUAUGAGGGUAUAUCAGUAUGGAAGUGUGCUGUGAGUCCCACAGGAGACAGGCUGUACAUCACCAGCUACUGGCAGCACAAGCUUCUCACCCUUGCCAGGGAUGGCACACUCCUGGCUACAUACACAGACCCAGCACUAGAGUGGCCGCGUGGUCUACAUGUGACCCCUGCAGGCCAGGUGCUGGUCUGUGGAUACUGGUCCGACACUGUACAACAGGUGGGCUGGGAGGGGCAGAGUAAGCUGGCUAAUCUUGCUACUCAUGAGGAUGGACAACUGCUAAACACAGAAGACAACGGAGUAGUGAAAGGCUCAGCCAAAUCAAAGUCCAGCGAUGUGAGGGUGACACAGCCUUUCCAUGUCCUUGUAUUGCAACAUGAAGGACAUUUUAGCUGA